AUGAGCCGUAGCGCCAAACUCGCCCCGGAAGCCAACAGCCUGCGCGCUCCGUGGCAGGGCAGGGGAAUGGCGAUCGUCUUGGUUUGCAGCUUGAGGCUUGGUGCUGACAUGCUCGUCGAUAGGAUCCUCUUUGUGAAGAAUCUCAGCUACAACGUUACUGCGGAGGAGCUCUUCGAUCUCUUUGGCAAAUUCGGCCCGAUCCGCCAAAUACGCCAGGGCAUCGCCGCAAACUCGAAAGGCACAGCAUUCGUGGUAUAUGAGGACGUCUCGGAUGCAAAGCAGGCUUGCGACAAGCUGAACGGGUUCAACUUCCAGAACCGCUAUCUCGUCGUUCUCUAUCACCAGCCAGAGAAGAUGAUCCGAUCAAAAACAGACCUAGCCGCCCGCCAGGAAAACCUCGAACGCCUCAAGCUGCAGCACGGCAUAGAUUGA
Molecule: messenger RNA, 432 nt
Organism: Arthroderma uncinatum
Lineage: Eukaryota; Fungi; Ascomycota; Eurotiomycetes; Onygenales; Arthrodermataceae
Product: pre-mRNA branch site protein p14
Exons: 5
Coding region: 1-432 (143 amino acids)
Cellular component (GO): cytoplasm; ribonucleoprotein complex; nucleus
Molecular function (GO): mRNA binding
Source: RefSeq, a predicted model, not a curated record